Mobula hypostoma (lesser devil ray) is the source of this 6076-nucleotide messenger RNA. Its product is annotated as myosin-16. Lineage: Eukaryota; Metazoa; Chordata; Chondrichthyes; Myliobatiformes; Myliobatidae. The record is from RefSeq and is a predicted model, not a curated record. The coding region runs from base 2281 to 5049 and encodes 922 amino acids. The transcript has 20 exons. Gene Ontology annotation, molecular function: actin filament binding; microfilament motor activity. Gene Ontology annotation, cellular component: myosin II complex; myosin filament; cytoplasm.
GUUCCAUUCGAAUACGAAGGUGUGACUGUCACGUAGUUAAUCCACAGGAGUGGGUUCUCUGGUGAGGGGAGUACCUUUGUGACUACCACUUGUGUGUUACCCUUGUUUGGGUGUGGUAGUUCACUGAAGAUAAGCACCCCUGUGGCAAAUCACUGUUGGAGUUAUUUCAUAUGUCAUGGAACUGGAUAAGUGGCUAUCACGUUGUGUUUUGGGGUAACCUUGUGGAAUCUGCCGGUGUAUGGACCCUUCCCUGGGUGUUGGUUCCUUUGAAGAGGGUCCCCUUAGUGAUAGACUACUGUUGGUGAUAAUCCAUAUGUGGAUUCUGUUUGAGUAUCCUGUGGCCACCACUUUGAGAUGUCCCGUAGCUGAAUUUGGGUGUGGUACCACUUGUGUUGAAAGGAUAUUCAUUGGAGAUCACUGUCGGUGAUACUUCGUGGGUGGAGUGGAACAACUUCGGAAAUAAAUCCUACUGCUAUUGUUAUUUUGUAUUGCUGUCGUGGGAUCUGUGGAAUAUCGACGUAAUUGCCUUCUCACAACAUUCGCCUUUGGAUUACAAACAUCUCGCAUUAAUUAACCUGUGCAUCUGAACUGAACUUUUCUUACCUACCAUUGUAAGACCGUAUCAAUUACCACCUAAGCUUGAAGAAGUUUGGCUUUUAUAUUUACACACCUGUAUAUGCAUAAACUUUGCUAACCUGUUUGAUUUAUCUGGUUAUAUAUUACUGUAUUGCGUAGUUACUAAUAAAAUAGAAUUAGUUAACAGCAAUGCAAGACUCCAGGUGUGUUCCAUUUCUGCUGGUUCUUUAACUCAUUAUGGGGUAUGUAACAAAAUUGGAGGCACCGCCGGGAUCUCCUGUUUACCAGCUGAUUCUUUAAAUUUCAAUUUCAGUGGGGAAGAUCCCUUCUGAUUUGGUUGUGUGCAAAAACAGCAGAAAUGGAGGUUAGGGAGGAGAUCCAGUUACAACUAGAACAAAUGAAGUUAGACAUACUUAAACUGGAGAAUGAGAAAGAGCAAAGACAUCAUGAGUUGCAACUAAAACGACUCGAGGCUCGGGAGGCAUAAAAACAAAGAGAAGAGGCAGAGAAACAGAGAGAGUUUGAGAGGCAGAAAUUUAUGUACUUCAAUCGUGGGUGUACCUCAGAAGGAGUAACUGAAGUUCUUAAUGGCUUGAAAGAGCUGGUUGUGAUGCAGAAGUUCAAGAAGUGUGUUCCAGAUGAUGUAAGGGCAUGUCUAGAUGAAAAGGAUGCCGCUACCUUGCGGGAGUCAGCUAGACUAGCAGACGAGGUUGUUUUAACCCAUAAGGUUGAGUUUACUCUGGAUGAGAGUUUCCCAGAGAGUAGCUGGGAGGAUCGGGGUAAGCUGGAAUUUGAAACUGGGACUAGUGAUGAAGGCCUAGAAGAGGCAGCUGUCCCGAUUGCCUGUGUUCAGGUUGUUGAAGCACCUGUGAAUUCACAGGGUACUGAACCUUGUGUUGAAACUCAGUUAAGGUCUGAGCGUCUGACUUGGUUGAAAGCGAAUGCAGUCCUUUUGUGUCAGAUGGACUUGGUUCAGUGAAUAAGGGGUUAACCUUGGUACCAGUGGAAAUUGAGGAUUCUCAGUCACUUGUGUUAGUUGGUGAUGAGAUGAAAAUUGGUGAGGUAAAUGUUAUUGAUGGUAUUGGGAAAGGUGUUGAUUCUGAACCUUUGAAUAAGGUAAAUUUGAAGUCUGGAUUGGUUUCAAGACCUUUAACUUUGCUGAGAGAAACAGCUGUCUCAGAUGCUGAGACAGUACAUGUUGAUUUGUUUAACUAUAUUUUGGAAUUUAAAGAUAAACAACGUGGACUUGUUUACCAAGUUUGUGGUGUGGACAGACAAAACUUGAAGUGUUGUUUUGACCAGGAGGGACCAUCUUCAGGUGUUAUUAUGGAAACAUAUAGAUCUAAAGAUCUUGGAGAUAAAAUUAAUGACUUGUUUGGGAUAAAGGACUUGUUUGGAAAUUCAGCAAAUGGGCUUAGUUUGGAAAACAUUGGUGAUAAACUAGCACCUGUCCAGAGUAAAUUUCAGGCAGUUAUCCGAGCUGAUAAGCAAGUUGAUCACGUGAUGACUAAGUGUUCUGUUUAGAAGUGGACAAAGGGACAAUGAAUGAUCAAACGCCAUUUUGAAUAUAACAGGAUCUGGUAUUGCAGGAAUUUGACCUUUUUGUAACAAAGCAUGUGAACGUCUGAAUACAAUUCAGAGGAGGUGAAGCAAUUGCGGACAGAUCUCGAAAGAGGGAAGCGGAAGCUUGAAGGAGACCUGAAGAUGACCAUUGACAGCCUAAAUGAAAUGGAAAAGCUGAAAGUUGACCUGGAAGAAGUCAUUAAGAAGAAAGAGCUGGAGAUCAGUUCAGUGAACACUAAACUGGAAGAUGAACAAUCUUUAACUGCUACUCUUCAGAGGAAGAUUAAGGAAUAUCAGGCCCGGGUUGAGGAACUGGAGGAGGAGUUGGAUGCAGAACGAGCGAUGAGAGCCAAGGUCGAGAAACAGCGAGCUGAUCUCACCAGGGAACUAGAAGACCUUACUGAUAGAUUGGAAGAAGCUGGUGGAGUAACUGCGUCCCAGAUUGAGAUGAACAAGAAGCGUGAGUCAGAACUGCUGCGGCUGCGGCGAGAGUUGGAGGAGGCCACGCUGCAGUCGGAGACUACAGCCGCAGCGCUUCGCAAGAAGCACGGGGACACUGUGGUGGAAAUAACCGAGCAGUACGAGAACCUGCAGAGGCUGCGUGUGAAAACAGAGAAAGAAAAGCAAAGUAUGAAGCUAGAACUAGACAACAUGAGCCUUACUAUUGAUGGCCUUCAAAAAAGCAAGGUGGCUAGUGAUGCACAGAUUCGAAAGCUCGAAGAUUUACUGUCGGAAGCCACUUCCCGAAAUGAGGAUUUGCAGCGUUCUCUCACUGAGCAGAGUCUUGGCAAAACACGGCUGACAGCUGAAAAUAAUGAUUUGACUCGCCAACUAGAAGAGGCGGAGAACAAAAUAGGUCAACUGAACAGGACAAAAGUCAUCCUGACAUCACAAGUUGAAGACUUGAAAAAGCAGAUUGAUGAAGAAUCAAAGUUGAAGAGCACGAUGGCCGCAAGCCUCUCAAGUGUCAAGCAGGACAACGAGCUGCUGAAGGAGCAAGUUGAGGAGGAGCAGGAGAGUAAGUCCGAACUGCAGAGGCUCAUUUCCAAACUGAACAGUGAGGUCACCCAUUGGCGGACUCGCUAUGAAACUGAUGCCAUUCAGAGAACUGAUGAGCUUGAGGAGUCCAAGAAGAAGCUGACGUCUCGAUUACAGGAGGCUGAAGAGGCUGCAGAAGCAGCCCAGGCCAAGUGCUCCAGCCUGGAGAAAACCAAACAGCGGCUACAAAUCGAGGUAGAGGAGCUGGGCAUUGACCUGGAGAAGGCGAAUGCAGCAGGUACAACCCUGGACAAGAAGCAACGAAUGAUUGAGAAGCAGAUUUCAGACUGGCGUCAGAAGUGUGAGGAGAUUCAGACGGAGCUAGAAUCCUCGCAGAAAGAGUGUCGGCAAUACGCCACCGAGCUCUUCAAACUGAAGACUUCCUAUGAAGAGCUGAUCGAACAGCUGGACUCCAUUAAGCGGGAGAACAAAACACUUCAAGAAGAGAUUACCGACUUGACAGACCAGCUGGGCGAGGGAGGGAAGAGUGUCCAUGAGCUGCAGAAAUCCAAGAAGAAACUAGAGAUGGAAAAAGAGGAGCUGCAGGCAACUCUCGAGGAGUCAGAGGCAGCACUAGAGGCUGAAGAGAACAAGGUGGUGCGACUGCAGCUCGAGCUGACACAAGUUAAAGCGGAGGUUGAUCGGAGGAUCCAGGAAAAGGAAGAGGAAUUCGAGGCCACAAGGAAAAACCAUCAGCGGAGUCUAGAUUCGCUGCAGGCCAGUCUUGACGCAGAGGUGAAAGGUCGGGCCGAGGCACUGAGGGUAAGGAAGAAGCUCGAGAGUGAUCUGAAUGAGCUGGAGGUUCAACUGGACCAAGGCAACAAGAACAACAGCGAACUUCUGAAGCUGCUGAAGAAACUGCAGCAACAAGUGAAGGACAUGCAGAGCCAGCUGGAGGAGGACGCCCGGCAGCACGAGGAGCUGAAAGAGCAGCACGCGGUGACGGAGCGACGCUCUGGCGCACUCUCGGCGGAGCUGGAGGAGACCCGCAGCGCCCUGGACCUGAGCGAGCGCAGCCGCAGGCUCCUGGAGCAGGAGCUGAUGGAAAUAACAGAAAAACACAAUGAAAUCAACAUGCAGUUCCAAGGAAUCGCCGUCAUCAAACGCAAGCUGGAAGUGGAGCUCCAGCAGCUGAUGACUGAGCAUGAGGAGCUGACCAACGAGUUCAGAGGCUCGGACGAGAAGGCGAAGAAGGCUGUGUGUGAGGUGGUCAGGCUGUCUGAGGAGCUGCACCAUGAACAGGACCACGCCCUGCAUCUGGAACGGGUGAGGAAGGGCCUGGAGGUGCAGGUCAGGGACCUGAACAGCAAACUGGAGGAAGCUGAACAGCUGGCACUGAAGGGAGGGAAGAAGAUCAUCCAGAAACUGGAAGGACGGGUGAAGGAGCUGGAAGUGGAGUUGGACGCAGAGCAGAAGCGUCACGCAGAGACCGUGAAGACCCUGCGCAAGAACGAGCGGCGACUGAAGGAGCUGGUGUUCCAGGCUGAGGAGGACCAGAAGAACCAGCACCGCAUGCAGGAGCUGGUUGAGAGGCUUCAGAGCAAGUUAAAGGCCUACAAGAGGCAGGUGGAGGAGGCGGAAGAACAGGCCAACAUGAAUCUGGCAAAGUACAGGAAGACGGUCCACGAGUUGGAUGAUGCCGAGGAGCGUGCUGAUAUCGCAGAGGCAGCGCUCACCAAGAUCCGCACCAAGAACCGGGCCAGCUUUGGCAAAGGCUACUCCUCGGGUUACAACUCUCCGUUCGCCACCCUUGUCAGGUCCCCUAGCUCGGCUGGGUCGGAAGGAAGAGGAGAGAAGAUGCUGAAUGAUGAUGAUUCUACCUCUCUCAUUCCUACUUACCUGAAUUCCCUUAAGAAGCUGAUUAUUGAAUAAUUCGCCAAAGAGGGCCCCUCUCAUGCACUAACUAGAGUGGAUGGGGAAAGACAUUUACCACUGGAGCGACGUGCAACACAAAUGGUACCGGCAUCUCCAUGUCUCUGCUGUGUGUAGGAGCUGACAGUAUCUAUGGAGAGUCAGACUGGGGGUAGGAGCAUCAAAGUAAUACUCAACCAACAGCAUUUCAACAGGAUCUAAAAAAUAUCUGUCAUAAGUAAUUGCAUGCAUGCGUGGUUUUUAGCGGUUGGGAACAAUGGCUCACAGAUGCAAAGAAAGCCGCAACUGAGAUGGUCCUCUGAUUGAAUUGUUUGCAAACAAUUGAACGUGGAGUAUAAUGAGACAAUAAAACUGUUAAACCCGGUCACUUAUCCCAGAAUCAGAGUGCACUUUGGUGUGUUCUACCCCUGUAGCUCAGUGUCAUCCCUUGCUUCCCAGGUUGUCAGAGAAGCUCCUCCCUCCUGUAGCCUUAAAACUCAGUACAACAGCGUUCCAAUUCAGAUGUUAAAGCCACACUGGAAACAUAUGAAAAUUUAAAAGAGACCCAUUUUUGUAUCACUGAGAAAUUGCAUUAUAUUUAUAUUUUAUAUAUUAUAUAUAUUAUAUAUAUAUUAUGGACGACUUAGUUGAUUUUAUAAUACAGCUUAUAACUCCAUGUUUGCAGAUGAAAAUAUCUAGAUAAUCAUUUAAUCACCUAUAACCUUAGUGUAAUCCAUGGUAACUGUUAAUAUUAUUGUGCAUUUUACAUUGUAAUAAACCACUGUAAUCUUUUGCCUGAACAGUUUUUUUUUGAAGGGGAGCAAGCUCCAGUUAUAGCUGGGAUGUAGAGUUUCUGCAAUGAAUUGACAAUGGCUCCUCACACCAAAUAAAAUAUCCAACCAUUUACUCUUGUCACCUCCACUCUCACUCAAAGGGCAAGUAGUUGGUUUUCAAGACCUUGCCCGUGAGCAGCUGAGGGGAAAGGCCCAAGCUAUCAACCAGUUAUCUUUGGGAUGUUAAAAAUCAGAACAGCGUGACAAAAAAAAGG